Molecule: messenger RNA, 1227 nt
Organism: Paramecium tetraurelia
Lineage: Eukaryota; Ciliophora; Oligohymenophorea; Peniculida; Parameciidae
Exons: 4
Source: RefSeq, a predicted model, not a curated record
AUGUCAAACUUAUCCCAUAGCAGCUAGUCAUCAAGAAGUUCUUCUUAAAAGAGAAACACUAAAAGACCUUAAAGAGAGAAGAGGAAGAAAAACAAUUCAGAAGACUACGAUAGUCCAAUAGACGAUGAUGACUUAUCAUAAUAUGAUGGCAUGAGAGUGAAGAAUAAAUAGCAACCCAUCUUGGGACCCAAGGGAUUCAACAAACGAGAAGCCAAACUCAGAAAACCCAUCUCUACUUAGACUCCUGCUACUGCAACAUUUUUAUAUAAGCCUGGCGCUGAACUACCGAAUCUAUCAAACUACAUUAAUUCAAUAAUCGAUAUUAAGAUAGCCUGUGAAUAUGUUAAUAAAAAUAAUCCUGCACUUAUAUUACGUCAAAUAUGGGGUUCCAAUGGAGCUUAUGCUAGUCAUAGCGAUGCAGUUUGUAUUGGAAUCCAUGCUGGAUUAUUAGCUUUAGGAGACUUGAAAUUAACAAGUGCUUUUUAUUAGGGAGUGAGUUUAUCUUGUAAAGUUAUUAAAGGGAAGAAAUCAUUAAAUGGAUAAAUGAAAGUGCCUUUGUUGUCUAGAUCCUUGAAGACUCCUUGUGCUCAUUGUUUGAAGCCAGAAAAGGUCACUUGGUUACCUCAAUUGGGUUCACCUGAAUAAUUAAUAAGUUGGGCUAAGAAAAUGUCUUUGCCUUAAAAUAGAAGAUUAACUAAGAGAAGUCAUUCAACUGUAUAUUUGCAUGAACCUCCUCAGAUUUCAUAUCCUGAAAAUCUAUUAGUUAAUAAUUUGCCUCCAUUAAAUGAAGGUUGGAUUGUGUGGGAUAUGUGCAAUGAGCCAAGCUAAAAAUACAAUUUACUUACUUUCAUGGAUAGAUAAACAGCCCAAGGACUGCCCAGCAGAACUUCGUAUAAAUUAAAAACCCAUUGUUUAUAUAUUGAAACACAUAACAAAAAAUAUGAAAUAUCUAUGGAUUCUUUCAAAAUUGCUGAAGAAGUAUUUCUAGACUCUCAUGUAUUCACAAUACAAGAAGUUUUGUAUCCUCAACAAUCAGACAUUGAGAUGCUCUAAAAAUUUGGAGUUCCUCUGCCAAAAGAAUAGAAGAAGGUGAUUUUUGAGAAAUUGAAAUGGGAUAUGUUUGAAUGGGGUAAUGACAAUGUGAUCAUCAAUGGGUCUUUCGAAAUACAAGGUUUAAAAAGCUUUAAGUUUGUGCCUAUAACGAAGCAUUAACAUUACGAUAAAUGA